GCGGGGGCGAGGCGGUGGCAGCGGCGGGAGCACGGCGACGGCGGCCUUCAACUGGGCGAUAUGCCCUUUGUUCCCCCUGCAGAUUCGUUGUACCAUCGGUACUUUCAAGCGCAUAGGAGGGUUACGUGGGACAGGGUGAGGGUACUGGACAAGGAGAAAACACCUGGUGGGAUAAAAGUUCUACCGCCGGAGCGGGAUCAAAAAGGAUUGCCUACAUGUAUUUAUGAGGCAAUGAUGGCAUGGAUGGAAUCCCACCUGAGGCUUAAUGGAAUAAUUGUCCGGUUGUCAUCCAAGGACCUUCAGGACAAGGAGCAAUCGCUAGUCAGUGGAGAAACUGACAGGACAGUGCGUUGCAUGGAAGUGGUCAGCACUACCGGUAUCCUGUGUGAGGAUGAUUACAAAAAUCAGAAUUUUGAUGGUGUCCGGUAUGUGGUGGACGGGGGAAAGUCAUUUUUUUCCUUAAACCAGGAGGCCGUCCAGCGGGCAGUCGAAACAAUGCGUAGUGGCCCCCUUCUUCUUGUGUUUCAUUGUGGCGAGGACUACUACGACUACAUUGCUAAAUACAAGUGCAAACCAAUCCUGAGUUACAAGAAAUACCGACAUGAACAAAUGCUCACCCAUGCCGUCAACUGUAUCGGUUAUGGUGUUGAGACAUUCGUGCCCAGCUGGGAGUUCCAAAACUCUUACGGGAAAAAGCUUGGGCCCAGAGGUAGGCUGCUCCCUCAGAAUGCAAUUCGCCUGUAUGGGAUGACUAGGAUCCGUGCUGUGCUAAGCUCAAGGAAGAGGAAGAGGAUGUUUCUAGAUGAUCCUAAUGCUGAUUUUCUCCAGCCCCCGCUGAAAAAGCGCAUGUUGGAGCUGAAAAAGCCCAUGUUGGAGCCACCGAUUGAUUGGAUGGACAUCGAUGAUCUGUACUGUGCGUCUUCUUUUUCCUGUACCUCACUUUGAAACAGUGCCAACAGAUUCGGUCUGUAACUGAGGUAACCUGGCGAAGUGAAUCAUGAAUUGAACCAGUACAAUUUUGACGAUUUUGCUGAUUGUAUUAACAGCUUAAAUUGUUACUGA
Molecule: messenger RNA, 1062 nt
Organism: Triticum aestivum (bread wheat)
Lineage: Eukaryota; Viridiplantae; Streptophyta; Magnoliopsida; Poales; Poaceae
Exons: 4
Coding region: 61-945 (294 amino acids)
Biological process (GO): proteolysis
Molecular function (GO): cysteine-type peptidase activity
Source: RefSeq, a predicted model, not a curated record